GGGGGACAAAGGAAUACUAUACUACCCCGCCCCUAUUGCUUGAUUGCUAAACGAACCAGUCAGGUGGGCGACUAUAAAAGAGUCAAGUCACAGUCCAUCAACAGCAUCCUCCUCGAGCUCUUCAAUCUUCACGAGAAUCACAAUGAAGUCCACGAUUGCCUGUCUGUUGGUGUUGGCUGUUGCCGCCCAAGCUCAAUACUGGAAUGGAUACGGAUAUGCUGGAUAUGCUGGAUUCUACGGAAACUACGGUGGAUACUAUCCCUACGCCGGAGUUCGUGCCACCACGGCCUACACUGGAAUCCCCGCAACUGCCGCCGUCCCCGCCGCCUAUCCCGUCGCUUACGGCUACCCCUCAUACACGGCCACCCAGUACCACGCCCAGGACGAGCUCGGCCAGGCCAGCUUCGGCUACGCUCACCCCGGACAGGCCGCCACUAACCUCCGUGACGGUUUCGGCAACCAGAUCGGCAGCUAUGCUUACAUCAACCCGGAAGGCAAAGAAGUCCGUGUCUCCUACACCGCCGACUCCCGUGGCUUCCGCGUCCUGUCCAACAACUUGCCCGUCGGUCCCGUUGACAAUUCGGUCCCGGUCCAGGACACUCCCGAAGUUGCCGCUGCCAAGGCCGAUCACGCCGCCGCUGUCGCCGCUGCCAAGUCCGGAGUCGCCCCUGUUGUCGCCCUUCCGGCCCCAGUCCAGGACACCCCCGAGGUUGUCGCUGCCAAAGCCGAUCACGCCGCUGCUGUGGCCGCUGCCAAGGCCGCCGCUACCCCGGCCGUCCGUGCUAAACGCCAAAUUUUGAACUACGGAGCUGCUCCAUUCGCCUACCCCGGCUACGCCGUUUCCCCUUACGCCUACUCGGUUGCCGCUCCGGCCGUCUACGCCGCCCCGGCCGUGCCCGUCCGUGAGGCCACUUUGACCAAGACCAUCCUGAACCCCGGCCACGCCACCGCUUACCGCGUCGACUAAACUUUCGGUUUCAAAUCUCAUCUCAGGUGUUGUGCUCUUUUCUAUUUUGUGACAUUAUUUCUUUUUCUUCCAAUGAUGAUUGCACCACCGCAUUUUUUUUCGAAAUUCCAAAAUACAAAAAACUUUUUCACUAAAAAAGGAAAGAUAAAAAAAAACCAGUUUUCCACUUUCCCUUUUUGUUUCCAUCAUCCGAUUAUUUCAAUGCGCAAUAUAAGAAAAUGGGGAAUUAAAGAAAAUCAAUCAAAAGUAGCAGAGCAAUAAGAGCAGGUGCUUGGCGCCCGGUUACUAACGAGAUGCGGAUUCGUGGAAUCAUUCCAUUUGAAGGACGCGUCCGUCCUUGGCAAAUAAAUCAAGAUCCACCCACCCACCCACCACACACCAAAAAGGAGAAUAAAAAUGGGAGUUUUCAA
Molecule: messenger RNA, 1377 nt
Organism: Daphnia pulicaria
Lineage: Eukaryota; Metazoa; Arthropoda; Branchiopoda; Diplostraca; Daphniidae
Exons: 2
Coding region: 143-967 (274 amino acids)
Cellular component (GO): chitin-based extracellular matrix
Molecular function (GO): structural constituent of chitin-based larval cuticle
Source: RefSeq, a predicted model, not a curated record